AGUUAACGCUGUUGACUAAAUUGUGCCAAAACAAACUAUGUACUAUCUCUAUUUUUGUGUGUUAAUUGUAAUAUUUUAAUAGGACAUAAUGCCUACGGUGAUAUUAAUGGACGUCUCGCUAUCAAUGUCGCGGCCUGUCCCGACUCCCGACACAACCGAGACACAUACCCGGCACACGAUAGCGACUGCAGCAGUGAACACGUUUUUAGAUUAUUUAAGUAUUCACGCUAAAUUAGAAUAUGUUGCUCUGGUCUCAUUUUCUUCCGUUUACGAAGUUUCAGUUCCUUUUACUCGGGAUUUUGACAGUAUACGCAGCAAAUUGUUGACUUUAGAGGAAGGAGACAAAACCUGCAUAGACACUGCUCUGCUUGGUGUAAACCAGCUGGUGCUAAAUGAAUGGGGUGGAUGUCAAACCCCUGUGCAAAUAAUAUUGAUAACAGAUGGAAGCAGUGGUGUGGGUGCUAUUGGCAGAAACCGGAUGGUACAAGCUCUGCCAUUGCCUCCGUCUUAUCCAGCAAAAAUACACAUAUUGCCCAUUGUGUCCCCUCAUGAUCCUUGUCUACAACAUGCAAUGCCGCUAUACCAGAAAAUAGUGGACCUAGCAAAUAACACAACCAGCAACUCCAAUGGUAAUAUGUCCCGUGGUACUAUCUACUGCCCUGACCAGCUUUCUGUGCCUGGUGUAAUAACAGCGAUGACAAGGCUGUGUGAACAACACUAUCAAGAAUUCUGGUGCACCCUGAAGUGUGGUCAGUUGGAGGCGCGCGUGCAAUUGUUCCCAGCGCCACAAACUAUUACACUUGAGGAAUUAGCUGCCACUUACACGCUGGCUAAUCAAAUACACGUCAUUGGCUUCCUACAACAACAGGAGCUUAGUACCCCAAUAGCGUUAAGUAAACACCUAGUAAUACCGCAAGCUCAACCAGGAACUACUCCGGCGCCGAGGGAAAACUAUGGCUCCAAAACUCCUACCAAGGAAGGGUCCAGUACAGAUGGUUCUGCGACAGAGGAAGACAUGUCUGAUCCCAGUAAAGUUCCCAACUUUUGCGUUCUGCUUCAUGGAGCUCUAAAGGUUGAAGGAAUGGCAGCGGUAGUUUUGCUUGGCGCUGACUGGUGGGGAACUCUUACAGCUUCGUGUGAAGCUUCACGUGGUCGUCGUUCGUGUUUGCUGCUCAGCGUCAUGAAGCCGGGAGCGUCCGCCGCUCCUUGGCUCGGUGCCCUCGAUCAGCUUGGACCAGCUGAAGAAGGCACCACUUCCACUGAAACAUUCCCCAUAAGAUCCUGGCGUUCGUAUAGCAGUAGUGGAUCUGCAUGCGCCUGGGCACGUCCACACGCACUGCUCGCUGACGUACAAAAAGUUCUACGACAUGCAAGAAAAUUACCUGAUAAGACACAACAUCUUUUCAAGGAAUUGAACAGACUCCGAAGAGCUGCCAUUUCCCUUGGAUUCUCAGAAUUAUUGACAGCAAUCGGAAAUGCAUUAGAGCGAGAAUGUACGGCUUUACCGCCUACGGCACCCGCUGACUGCGCGUUACAACUCGCUCAUGCUGCAAAUGCCCUGCGAGACCCGAGAACUGCUCUAGAUAUCAAACAUGUGCUGACACCAUUAGGCCAUGGGACUCCAAUGACACAUUAAUUAUCUACCUACACGUGUAAUGGUUUAGAGCAAAUAAUGAAAUACUGGAUUUUUAAGAAUCGAAGACUCUUUUAAACUUUCUAGUUUCAUCUUUACAACAUAUAAUUGCGCGGUUAUUAACGCGAA
This is a messenger RNA of Spodoptera exigua (beet armyworm), 1762 nucleotides long. NCBI's taxonomy places the organism in Eukaryota, Metazoa, Arthropoda, Insecta, Lepidoptera, Noctuidae. The record is from the annotation of a GenBank genome assembly.